ACCGCAGGGCCCACGGAGCGCCGGGCGGGCACGAGGGCCAACCGAGGGAAACUGAGGCAGCGAAAGGCCCAGGAGCACCCCGCUGAUCCUUUCCCGCCGCAGGGGCGUCGCCGGGAGCGCCAUCUGUCCCGGGACCCUAGGGGUCUCAACCUGAACUCGUCCUCGCCCUGAGGCGUGCGGUACCCUCCCGCUCCGGUCCCUGCCUCGGUCCCGAGCGGGCCGACAGGGCUGCCGGCUUCCCGAGGCCGGCGAGCGCGGGGCCCGCGGGGAUGGUGCGAGUGCCCGGAGCGCGGGGUCGGGGCGGGGGGCAGACAAAGAACCCAGCGGGUGCCGCGUGUCCACCUGGGGCCUCCAUCACCCCCACCGAGCCAUGUUCCAGGCUGCAGAAGCCGCCCAGGCCACCCCCUCUCAUGAAGCCAAGGGCAGCGGUGGCAGCAGCACUGUCCAGCGCUCCAAGUCCUUCAGCCUUCGGGCCCAGGUGAAGGAGAGCUGUGCCGCCUGCCAGAAGACCGUGUACCCCAUGGAGCGGCUGGUGGCCGACAAGCUCAUUUUCCACAACUCUUGCUUCUGUUGCAAGCACUGUCACACCAAGCUGAGCCUGGGCAGCUACGCGGCACUGCACGGGGAAUUUUACUGCAAACCCCACUUUCAGCAGCUGUUUAAGAGCAAAGGCAACUACGAUGAGGGCUUCGGCCGGAAGCAGCAUAAGGAGCUCUGGGCCCACAAGGAGGUGGACUCCGGCACGAAGACUGCCUGAGGCCCCCCUGCCGUCCACUGUCUCUGUAGAAGGCGGCCUGGAGAGGGGCAGUGGGAAGGGUGGGAAAGAAAUUGGACCUGGUUGGGGGGCAGGGUGGGACAGGGAUAAGGCCAUCUUGCUCAGGCAGAGGAUUAGGGGGGCAGGGCUCUGCUCCAGGAUUCCUUCAUUCUCCUUGGGGGGGGGUGGUUUGGGAACCAGGAUUGGGGUUUGCUCACCACCCUGCUUCCUACUUCUUUCAGCCUACCCCACCUCACCCCCCGGCCCCCUGGGAGGCCCCCAAGCCCAGCUUCCCUAUCUAGGUGCCUUUUCUCCAGCAAGGAGUCACCAUGCCCCCUCAGGGUCCCAAGCUCCCUCACUGCCACCUGGGGCCCUCUGGGGACCCCUUUUCUCUCCAUCUACCUCUGCCCUUAGCCUGGUCCUGAGCCAUGGAGACCGGAGGAAGGAGAGCCAGCGUGCCCUCGCUGGGCCUCACAGAAUGCCCACCAAGGCCCUGGGCGGGGGGAGUGGAUUAGCCCUGUCCUCCCCUGAAAGGCGAGGCAGGGCAAGCCCAGUGGGGCUUGGGACCCAUCUUGCACCACCGGAGUCAAGAAGCGGAAGCUCAAGCACCCGCCAGGCUGAGAGCCACAGAGACUGGCUGGGGGCUGGUGUGGGCCACGCUCCUCUCCUCUUCUCCCCUGUUGCUGCCGGUUCUGACUGUUGUGAUCAACCCUGUUUUAAACAUGUUUUAACAGA
This is a messenger RNA of Mirounga angustirostris (Northern elephant seal), 1489 nucleotides long. RefSeq names its product LIM domain containing 2 (gene LIMD2). The coding region runs from base 371 to 757 and encodes 128 amino acids. Lineage: Eukaryota; Metazoa; Chordata; Mammalia; Carnivora; Phocidae. Gene Ontology annotation, biological process: actin filament bundle assembly. Gene Ontology annotation, molecular function: actin filament binding. The transcript has 5 exons. The record is from RefSeq and is a predicted model, not a curated record. Gene Ontology annotation, cellular component: plasma membrane; actin cytoskeleton.